GUCACCAUGUCUGACCAGGAGGCAAAACCUUCAACUGAGGACUUGGGGGAUAAGAAGGAAGGAGAAUAUAUUAAACUCAAAGUCAUCGGACAGGAUAGCAGUGAGAUUCACUUCAAAGUGAAAAUGGCAACACAUCUCAAGAAACUCAAAGAAUCAUACUGUCAAAGACAGGGAGUUCCCAUGAAUUCACUCAGGGUUCUCUUCGAAGGUCAGAGAAUUGCUGAUAAUCACACUCCAAAAGAACUGGGAAUGGAGGAAGAAGAUGUGAUUGAAGUUUAUCAGGAACAAACAGGGGGUCAUUCAACGGUUUAGAUAUUCUUUUUAUUUUUUUUUUCUUUUCCCUUAAUCCUUUUUUAUUUUUAAAAAUAGUUCUUUUGUAAUGUGGUGUUCAAACAAUUGAAAACUGGCACCCCAUCUCUUUAAAACAUCUGGUAAUUUGAAUUCUAGUGCCCAUUAUUCAUUAUUGUUUGUUUUCAUUGUGCUGAUUUUUGGUGAUCAAACCUCAGCCCCCUUCAUAUCACCCUCUCCUUUUUAAAAAUUACACGUGUGCACAGAGAGGCCGCCUUUUCCAGGACUGUGCAUUUGCAGGCUUGUGAUAAAUAAGAUUGACUGAUGCGAGUGUUCAUAAUGACUUUC
Molecule: messenger RNA, 636 nt
Organism: Hippopotamus amphibius kiboko
Lineage: Eukaryota; Metazoa; Chordata; Mammalia; Artiodactyla; Hippopotamidae
Product: small ubiquitin-related modifier 1-like
Exons: 1
Coding region: 7-312 (101 amino acids)
Biological process (GO): protein sumoylation
Cellular component (GO): nucleus; PML body
Molecular function (GO): protein tag activity; ubiquitin-like protein ligase binding
Source: RefSeq, a predicted model, not a curated record